Messenger RNA from Armigeres subalbatus, 4370 nucleotides. RefSeq lists its product as uncharacterized. The record is from RefSeq and is a predicted model, not a curated record. Lineage: Eukaryota; Metazoa; Arthropoda; Insecta; Diptera; Culicidae. The coding region runs from base 788 to 4036 and encodes 1082 amino acids. The transcript has 11 exons.
AAUCCCUUUUGUGUCAGCAAAUCAACAAACAACUUUGUUUAUUCCGAUCAAUCUCCCCCUUUUCAUUAGUUUUCGUCGUCGGUCGUUAGUCAUCCGCACUCUCCGGCCGGUACCGUGUGCUGCCAAGUGGAAUAAAACGGGACACGUCCCCAAGACCGGGUCAUUCCUUUUGUCGCAAGCGUGGGCGCUCCUCCGUAGCGGCAUAGUUUGGCGGCGAGUGCGUGUCGUUCGUAGUUUCCCGCUUGCCGCGAAUCCCACGUGUCCUAUCAAAUAAAUCAUCCUUUGACACGUCUCCUGGGGGCUUUUUCUCAACCGAAGGAGAGAGAGAGAGAGACUGGAGCGCGUAGCAAACAAGCCAUUGAAUAGGAACAAAAAGUUGCUCGUGGGUUGUAAAGCACCAUUAUGGGGCCUUGAUUCCGCAUAAUUUCAUCAUUACGAGUCGCCGCAAUCACAAUUUCACCUUUCUGUCUGGUUGGUUCUCUUGGAACCCAUAAUCAAAUAAAUUCGGGUAGGUAUCCGGACGGAAGGGAGAACCCUUUUUUUCUGACCAGACACUGGUGCUACUAGGGUAUGUUUGAGAAGGAGGCAAGACAAUGAAGAACAGUUCGGCAAAUUUAAGGACGUGAGUUUUAAUCCCCAGCUACGCCAAUGUGUUUACAUCGUCGGCUAUAGAGCUUCAACGAUACCGAGGGUUAUAAAUCUGAAUUCAUGCAAUUCAGAGGAUCAAGCACAAAAAAAAGAGACUAACAAAACACACGAUUCGAGUCAGUGACCGUGAAGUUUUAUAAUGAAUCAAAAUUAUGUGCAAAAAUGCGAAGAAUAUUUGGAAAAUAUACCUCCCCAAAAGGAAACGUUGUCGUCGCCGGUUCCGGGUCAGCAACGUGUUGAUUCGACUUGCGUGAAUCGAAGAAUAGCAGCCACCACCACCCCUACCGCCAUCAAUGGUGGUCGAGGUCAGGCGGCGUCCCGAAAACUGGUCCCGGGACAGCCGUUCGUUCGAGGAAAACUGUCAAUCAAUAACCGUGGAGGCGUCGAUGUGCCAGGAUCAAUUGGAAAAGUUAAGAAAACAUCGAACCUGAAUCAGCAGAAGAAGCAAACGGACUCUAAAUUUAUUCGCUCGUGCCAUCGCCCGGAUCAACAACAGCCCGAACGUCUGCAACGAAUCCUUCUCGAUAAGGCACCAUGCGUCCGCACCGGGCCGAACGUUGGUACUGGAGCGCGCGGAAGGGAAAAUGCCAGCGAUAAUGUCAAUCAGCCUGACAACGUGAAACCGUCGUUGGUGGCCUCUGCUUCCAAGCUCAAGGGAAAUUACGCGAUCGGGGCCGUUGAGGCCGAACUUGGGCGGCAGCAGCAGAAUGCAAAAAGCGUAACAACCGACAGCUGGGAUGGAAUACUGACGUCUACGAAUACGGGAAUGUCGCUGGCGCAGAUCAAAUCUAAGGAGCGCUCUCAUCACAUUGAAUCAUCAUCCAUCGGUGUCCCACCAGGACCACCUUCAACUUCAACAUCAACAGCAUCGUCAUCGUGCUCCAUGACAAGACCAACCAGCUCGAUAGUGGCCGUUCCUCCGCAGCCACGGCGCCCACCGGCCGUGGCUCCCCAGCAACUUUCCCGGAAAAUGGCGUUAUGCAAGUCAUCGGAGCUGGAAACUGACGGUAUUAAUUUAUUCCGUUUCGAUCCACUGAGGACCCUUCAAUUUUUAACGCUCGAGCUCAAGUCCAAGCUGAAAGCACUCAAUUCCUCCACUACUGGCAGUAGCCCAGAGCUUAAACAGCUGUACAAAAUUUCCAAGGAGCUGCUGCUGGCGGUGAAAAUAUUAACGGAGAGCUGGAACGAUGCUCAAAUGGCAAGCCGGAGCUGCAAGCAUUGCGAGAAGUUUGCAGUGAAGCCGAGUGAUAAGGAUGUCCCUCUAACCAUUGAUCCGAUGAAUACAUCUACAAUUAGAUGCACGAGUUGCGAGAAUCUUAAAAGCAAACUGGACCAAAAGACCGAGAUCCACACCCAGCAGACGAAACUAUUGAACGAUGAAAUUAAUUAUCUUAAGGCCAAAUUGCUGACCCUAGCCACCGAAAGCACAGAACAACAGCCAACAGACGAGAUGGCAUCAACGGAGCAGCCCGAGCCGGAAAGCGGCCGUACGAACCUGGCCGCGCCUUCAAGCGACCAACAGCUUCAGCAGUGGCUGGAAGGGGAAAUUAAGCGAUUGCAAACGAUGAUAAGUGACAAACAAACGCUCCAAGACGGUCUUAUCGACGAUCUCCAUCGGAAGCUGCAGGAAGCGAACAGUCGGUGCCGGCGUCUCGAGCAAAGCCGGAACGAGUCGGAAAAGCGCCUGCUCUACGCAUCGCUCGAGAACGAACGAUUGAAUUUUCUCCUAAACACUCAAGCAUCCACCAUGACCAACCUACAGAGCGAUUUCAGCGCAAUCGAAUCCCUCGCCCACCAGCAAGCCGACCUUUUGCAGGAUCGAAUUCAAAGCCCUCCUAAUGGUACCCGCACAAGUGCCACUCGUUCGCCCAUCGGCAACAACAAAGCAUCAAACCCCAUCAUCACCAUCAUCGAUAAUCACCAUUGCAAUUAUCGGCACCCUUCCGGCGCAAUCCCAUCGUCAAGCCGUACCUCCUGCUCCUCCUCUCCGCUCGCCGUAGCUGCCGAUGACUGCCACCGCAACUACGACAACAGAAAUCAGCAGCCUUUUUCCAGCCCUAGUUGGCAGCGGCAAUCAUCAAACUCCGAUAGCACCAGCACACGGGGAAAGCCCGAUGCACGCAAUGAUGAUGCUGUUGCGGCGGUGGCGGCAACGACGGCGGCGGGAAAACUCAGGAAGCAAAGGCGUCAUUAUAGGUUCAAAAAUAACGCUGAAAAAGAAAGUGACGACGGUAAUGAUGCUAACGACUUGGCAUCACAGCCCCCAUCCCCGUCUUUCCGGUCGAUGACACUAUCGUUGGCACUAGAGGCGACAAAGCCACUCGAUGACUGCAACGGCAUUGGUGGUUCCACCGCCGCAACUUCUGCCACAUUCCAACGUAACCCAGAUGAUAUUCCUGGUGGCGGCGAUGGGGCUGAUGCAGUUGCUCCCACCAGGAGAGGUGCAAAAACCAGGACAUAUUUCAACUCAGCACCCCCCGCAUUGCUGCCGCCAUCUGUGGCGCCCGAACCUUUGAGCUCAUCCAAAUCCUUGUCGUCGGCUGGGGGAUUUGCAAGAAUCAGAUCAGUCAGGCGCCCACUUUUGAUUGAUUCUGAUUGUGAGCAAUCUGUACUGGAGCAGGAACCGCCCUUCAACAGCACCGGCGCAGAACCCAUGCGAACCCCGCAUGCCAUCAUCGACUGCCCAAUGGCUCCUUCUGGAAAAAGAUAUCCCCAUAGACAAGGAGGCCCGGUUGUAACGAGAAGCUAUGCUUCGAGUUCUACGACCGAUGACAAACAUGGUUCCAGCGAACUACGAAUUGGUUUCAGUAAGACUAAUAAUAAUUGCGCUAGUCUUGGAUACCAACGACCGGAACAACAACAACAACAUCAACAACUACCGCCGCCGGGGCUAGGGCACCUAAUGGCAUCGGUAGUUGCCGGUGAACCUUCGUCUCCUUCGAGCACCAAAAGCAAAAAGGACAACGACGAUGACAACAGAGCCACCGUGGAAGAAAAAUACCCAAGGGAUUAUGGUGAUAAAUUUGAGCGCCGUGAAAGUUGCCUGCCCCAGUUGUCGCUGUCGUCGGGAAAGGAGCUUUGCCAAAAUCGCCCGAUAAUAGGUCAGAUUAGACAGGAGCACAGUGCCAGUGCCGAUGCCGGUGGUGCUCAGGCAACGAACGGAACUAAGACAGAAGCUCAACUCGAACGGGAUGCGGCGAAGGUGCCAGCGGAAGGAAGGAAAGCCAUCUCUGUCGCUAACGAGUCCGCAUCCGCCCCGCAGCGAACGGAGGAGUUUUCUAUUGACUUUGAUGAUAUAACUCUACCGACGUCACCGACUCCGUUUCAAGGUGGUAGUCUAUCAUCAAUUGCAGAAAAUCUGAGACUAGAUGAUGAUUCAAAUAUAUGAAUUACAUUUGCUGGAUUCAAAGGAUGUUGGAGUACGUAUGGCAAUGAUAGUGACGCAAACGUAUUGCCCUAUAACAUAACUAGUAGGUACUUCAGAUUUUGAUUACUUCGUCUGUUUAAAUAUCUCUGCCGUCAAACUUAGCACAAUGAAAUGAUAAAAUACGCAUCCCUUAGUAUUUUUCUUUCUUUCUUAUGUUGUUAAUUGUAAAAUGAUUUAGAAUCAAUCGCGACUUUUCGCAAUUGUACACACUAGAAAUUUUUGAUGGUCCUUAAAACACGACAAGAUCAUUCAGUUCAAAAUAAAUAGACAAUAAUAAAAAUAGUUGGACUACAUA